GGGCCGGGGCAAGUUCAAAACGACUGAUGGUGUUUAGCUGCAUUUUAUCCUAAAUAAUAAAAUCGCAGAGGUUUUAUAAAACCCUAAAGCGUCCAGCUUCUUCCCCCUCCCGCGAUAACUUCUUGGUUCCUCUGGUUCUUUUACUUCCUCUUCACUCUUCAGGGUGUGUCGGCGGACUCGCUCUCUCGCUCUCGCCCAACUUCCAGAAAGCUUGAGUGUUCAUCUGCGUGUGUUGUAGGUUGUUCCUCGACUGACUGUCUCGCAGUAAUCUGCCAUUGCUCAACUGAACAGGGUUUCUAUCUCGCCAGUUGUCAUCUUUUGGGCCGGCCAUUGAGGGUGCUCAUUCUCAACUCACCAUGUGGGCUCUUCGUCAAGCUUCAAAUCCUGUCAGGAAUCGUGUUUUUAGCAUAGGAGCUUCUCGAGUUUGUUGUGCGAAGUCAGAAAUAGCAAGUACUUAUUUAGAUGACAAGGCAGACAUUUCGGAGCCUUCCCUCUUAUUAUUUGAUAGAUGCUUCUUGUUGAAGAAAUAUUACCAUGCUACACAUGCUUUUCCAAAGUUCUCUGUGUGGAGGCACCAUUUUUCUUCAGAGGCUAGUGCAAAAAGCAGUGGAGAGGAAGAUGGCUUGGAGGAUGGGUUUUCUGAGCUUGAAACAUCAGCUACUGCUGAUGUGGGUCGAGAGAUCACAGAUAAUGGGAAUGAAGAUGAGUUAAUUUCGGAACCUGAAUUUUCUUCUGAUGAUGAAGUUGAAGGUGGAAACUUAGAAUCACGUUCUCAAAACGAACUGGAAUUAUCAGAUACUGAGACAGUUGUAAGUGAGAAAAAACCAGAUAGUAAAAGGGUUCCUUCAGAACUGUUCAAGGCUGUUAUGGCUGCUCCUGGCCUAUCUAUUCAUAAUGCCCUUGAUAAGUGGGUUGAGGAAGGAAAAGAGUUGAGCAGGGCAGAGAUAUCGCUAGCCAUGCUCAAUCUUCGGAAGCGUCGGAUGUAUGGAAGGGCCUUGCAGCUGUAUGAAUGGUUGGAGACAAAUAAGCAGAUUGAUUUUGUUGAGAGAGAUUAUGCUUCUCGUCUUGAUUUGAUUGCGAAGAUUCGAGGUCUGCAGAAGGCAGAGCAGUACAUUGAGAAGAUCCCCCAGUCCUUCAGGGGGGAAGUAAUCUAUAGAACCCUCUUGGCUAAUUGUGUUGCCACCAGCAAUGUGAAAAAAGCAGAGCAAUUGUUCAACAAAAUGAAGGAUCUAGAAUUUCCAAUCACAUCCUUUGCUUGCAACCAGUUGCUUCUCCUCUAUAAGAGGAUUGACAAGAAAAAAAUAGCUGAUGUGCUAUUAUUAAUGGAGAAAGAAAAUGUGAAGCCCUCUCUCUUCACUUACAGGAUCUUAAUAGACACCAAAGGCCAAUCCAAUGACAUAACUGGUAUGGAUCAAAUUGUUGAGACAAUGAAAGAUGAAGGGAUUGAACCUGACAUAAGCACACAAGCCCUCAUAGCCAAACACUAUAUCUCUGGUGGGCUUAAAGAAAAAGCUGAAGCUGUUUUGAAGGAGAUGGAAGGAAGCAACAUAAGAGAGAAUCGUGGGGCUUGCCGCGCCUUACUUCCUCUUUAUGCAGCACUUGGGAAGGCCGAUGACGUGGGAAGACUUUGGAAGGUCUGUGAGGCUAACCCUCGGCUUGAUGAUUGCAUGGCUGCUAUUGAAGCAUGGGGAAAGCUGAAGAAGAUAGAGGAAGCUGAAGCAGUCUUUGACAGGAUGGUGAAAACGUGGAAGAAGCUGGCAUCAAGGCAUUACUCGGCACUCUUGAAAGUUUAUGCCAACCAUAAGAUGCUGACGAAGGGGAAGGAUCUUGUGAAGCGAAUGGCAGAUAGUGGGGCCCGUAUUGGCCCAUUAACUUGGGAUGCACUUGUGAAGCUGUUUGUGGAAGCAGGAGAGGUGGAAAAAGCUGACUCAGUUUUGCAGAAGGCGGCCCAUCAAAAUCAGUUAAGGCCAAUGUUUUGUUCAUUCAUGGCGAUAAUGGACCAGUAUGCAAAGAGGGGUGAUGUCCAUAACUCUGAGAAGAUCUUUCACAGGAUGAGACAGGCUGGGUAUGUAGCUCGGGCCCGUCAGUUCCAGGCUCUAGUCCAGGCGUAUAUAAAUGCCAAGGCUCCUGCUUAUGGAAUGAGGGAAAGGAUGAAGGCAGAUAAUAUAUUCCCUAAUAAAACUUUGGCAAGUCAGCUGGUGCUGGUUGAUGCAUUUAGGAAAACAGCUGUGUCUGAUUUGCUUGAUUGAAGAGUUUGAUAGCUUCCCAGAGACGCUUCUCCUGAUUUAAUUGAGUUGUCCCAGCAAAGAAGCUUAGUGAGAUUAUCUGGAAUUUGUCAAGUUGUCCCAGCACAGAAGCUUAGUGUGACUAUCCAGCGACUGUUAUUUAGAAUUAGCUUCAUGAUUUAUGCAUUGCUAUAAUCAGUAGUGUUUGGAGAUGAAUUAUUUUUCGUUGCUAUUGUUUCUGUUCUUUUUUGCUCUCAGCAUUUCCACCUGUUUGCUUCAGUGGGAUAACACUCGGAUGUAUUAUUCUGGUCAACUUUAUCUAGGUCUUUCUUUCCAACCACACUACCUGAUUGAAAUGCUCCAACCAAAGAUGCGAAAUAUAAAGGCAAAUAGUAUUUUUAGCUGGCAACAAA
Messenger RNA from Malania oleifera, 2638 nucleotides. Its product is annotated as pentatricopeptide repeat-containing protein At1g80270, mitochondrial-like. The record is from RefSeq and is a predicted model, not a curated record. Bases 357 to 2249 code for a protein of 630 amino acids. Lineage: Eukaryota; Viridiplantae; Streptophyta; Magnoliopsida; Santalales; Ximeniaceae. Gene Ontology annotation, cellular component: mitochondrion. Gene Ontology annotation, molecular function: protein binding. The transcript has 4 exons.